Molecule: messenger RNA, 2181 nt
Organism: Ananas comosus (pineapple)
Lineage: Eukaryota; Viridiplantae; Streptophyta; Magnoliopsida; Poales; Bromeliaceae
Product: regulatory protein viviparous-1
Molecular function (GO): DNA-binding transcription factor activity; DNA binding
Source: RefSeq, a predicted model, not a curated record
AUGGAAAAAGAAGAAGGAAAGAGGCAAGUACAAGAUGUCGAAGAAGAUAACAGAAGAAGAAAUUCAACGGAUCAAGAGAUGGAGGACAUCAUGUCGGACAUGGAGGGGGAAGACAGCUUCCUCUUCUCCGACGACCCCUUCCCUUCUCUGCCUGACUUCCCUUGCCUCUCCUCCCCUCCGGCAACUCCUCCUCCCUCCAAGAAUUCGCCGUACCCGUCCUCGUCCAACUCUUCUUCUUCAUCCUCGUCGUCGUGGUCGUUUUUCUGCGUCCCCACCGCAGGAUCCGACGUGCUGGCGCAGACGCCGACGCAGCCGCCGUCGGAUCCGAAUUUGGCUGCAGUCGGCGAGGGCGCCGAGGGGCUGGAUUUCCUCGGCGAGGGCGAUUUCUUCGAUCUUUCCGAUCCCUGGGACCCCCUCUCGCUCUUCCCCGGCGAGAAUCUCAUGAUCGACGACGGGGGCGGGUCCGUCGAUCCGCUCCCGACGCCGAUCGAGCUGGACCUCCCCGGCGAGGAAAAGCAUGAUGACUGCGAUGAUGAGAAUGAGAAAUGCGGAGCGAGAGCGGAGGGAGGAGAAUGCGAGGAUCUCGCGAAGGUGUUCUUGGAGUGGCUGAAGAGUAAUAAGGAUACGAUAUCGCCCGAGGACCUGCGGAGCAUCCGGCUCAAGCGAUCCACCAUCGAGUGCGCGGCCCGCCGCCUCGGCGGGGGGAAGCACGGCAGGAUGCAGCUGCUGAAGCUGAUCCUGGCGUGGGUCCAGAACCACCACCUCCACAAGAAGCGGGGCGCCACCACCACCACCACCACCACCGCACCUCCUCCGCCGAAGCGUCGCAUGUCGCGGGCUUCUCCUACUUCAACCAGAAUGCUCCCUUCCUCCUCCCGGAAAAUUCUAUCGGCGGUGCCGCCGUCUCCUUACGGAGCUAUGGCUUGUAAUGAAUCCCUUUAUCCGAGUGCGGCAGCAGCGCCGUACGGUGGCUACCACCACAGUUGCACCACCAGCAGCGUCGUCGUGAACAGCCAGCCAUUCUCCCCGGCCGCCGACUUCCAUGCAGUGGACCCCGCAGCUAUGGCAUGGCCGGCCCACCAUUUCGGGCCCGCGCCGGGGCCGCACUUCCCACAAUUCCAAGGCGCAGCAGCAUCGUCGCACUCCCCGGCUGCGGUCGCGGCGCUGCCAUUUCCUGCGGCGGCAUUUCCGAACCAGUUCGCGGGCAAUCCGCUGUACCACCAGGGCCAGCGCCUCGUGGGGCUGGCGUCGGCCACGAAAGAGGCCCGCAAGAAGCGGAUGGCACGGCAGCGACGGUUGUCUUCGUUGCACCACCACCGAAGCGCGCAUCAGAAUGGCCCGAACCAUGCUGCAGCUGCCGAGCUGGGAUUGGGGCCGUCGAGCGAGAGUAAUGCCGGCUCAUCCAUGCAUCUUGAUUGUAGGAAUUGGGCUUUCUGGUCGUCGAUAUCGUCGCACACUCAGCAAGUGAAGGCGGUGGCCGAUGUCCUGUCGCCGCCGCCGCCGCUGCCGCUACUUCCGCUGAGCUCCAAUCCAUCACACAUGAAGCCGCCACAGGCUUCGCAGCAGACGUCGAUGCCUCAGCAGCAGCAGCAGCAGCAGCAGAAUUCUCAGCGCGGUGCAGCGACUGCUGCGGAGAGGCGCCAGGGUAUGAAGGUUGAGAAGAACUUGAGAUUUCUUCUGCAGAAGGUGUUGAAGCAGAGCGACGUUGGAAGCCUCGGAAGAAUUGUGCUUCCUAAAAAAGAAGCAGAGAUACAUCUACCGGAGCUCGACGCAAGGGAUGGGAUCUCCAUUCCCAUGGAGGAUAUCGGAACUUCUAGGGUUUGGAACAUGCGCUACAGGUUCUGGCCCAACAACAAGAGCAGAAUGUAUCUCCUGGAGAACACUGGAGAUUUUGUACGAUCGAACGGGCUUCAGGAAGGUGAUUUCAUAGUGAUCUACUCCGACGUCAAGUCCGGCAAAUACAUGAUACGGGGAGUGAAAGUCCGGCAACCACUGGAGCCGAGAGUGAUGAGCGGCAAGAACGGGGGGAAGGCGCAUCAAAAGCUCGGCACGUCGCAGAAGUGCACUUCCGUUAUCAACAACGACGGUGACGACGACAACAAAACUACCAACAAUAUUGGUGGUAUGGGAAAUAAGGGGGAUCCACUCGCGAUAACGGAGGUGAGGAUGCCUCUCAUAUGA